AUGCAAGUAAUAGCCUUAAUAUCUGGUGGAAAAGACUCCUUCUUCUCCCUCCUCCACACAGUCGCAAAUGGACACGAAAUAGUUGCCCUCGCAAACCUUCACCCCCCCACCACCACCGCCUCGGACCCCAUCACUACUCACCUCCCCAGCACCGCCCCCUCAACUCUGCUUCCUAGCGCCCCAGGAACGGAAGAUGAACUCGAUAGCUUUAUGUACCAAACCGUUGGCCAUACCGUACUCCCACUAUACCCGCACGCCCUCAAAAUUCCUCUAUACAGGGGGACAAUAACCGGUACAUCCAUUAACCAAAACCUCUCAUACGCACACUCCGGCAAACAUGGAGACGAAACAGAGGAUUUAGUGCCCUUGCUGGAGCAUAUCAUUGCUCAGCACCCGGGUGUGAAAGGGGUUUGCACAGGGGCAAUAUUAUCCACGUACCAAAGGACUCGGGUAGAAAGUGUCUGCGAGCGCCUGGGCCUAAUCUCGUUGGCUUACUUAUGGCAGCGGGAGCAGGCGGAGAUUCUAGCAGAUAUGGAAGCCGUGGGGCUCGAUGCUAGGAUUGUCAAGGUUGCAGCGGUGGGACUCAAUCCCGAAGAGUGGCUGUGGGAGAACGUGGUUGAGGAGCGGAGGAGGAGGAUGUUAGGUAGGUUGGAGAGGAAAUGGGGGGUUCAUGUUGCGGGGGAAGGGGGGAAUAUGAGACUGUUGUUGUCCAAGGGCCCGGAUGGAGGGGGAGAAUUGAAGUUCCAGAGGAGGGGAGGGAGGUUGUUAGGAGCGGAGGCGGGGUUGGGCAUUUGAAAAUUACGAAGGCCAACUUUGCACCGGGGAAGGGGGUGGUGGUGGAAGCAGAAAAGGGGGACUGGGUAAAAGGUCUACGGAUACCAAGUAUCUGGGACACGGAUUUCGAACGGAUUCUCAAGAAUAUCAUUUCUAAACUCCCAAAAACACCCCUCUCUGCCCACCCUCCACCCUCCCCGCACCCUCCCUCCCGUCUCAACCCGCCCCCAAAACCUUCAGUGUCAACCUUCUCUCAAAUCCUCUUUAUAAACAACCUUACCUCCCCACCUCCUUCCCCCACCUCUCCCCACCAAAGCAUAACAACCGAAACAUCCUCCCUUCUCCAAACCCUUUCUUCCCUCCUCGCCGCGCAUGGCGCCUCGUUCAAACACAUAACAUCCUGCACCCUCCUCCUCCGGCAAAUGUCCCACUUCCCCUUAAUCAACUCCACCUACCUCACCUACUUCACCUCACCUCUUCCCCCCUCUCGAAUAUGCAUCUCCGUCGGCGACCUCCUCCCACAAGGGAUGAACAUGAUGCUGAGCGCAACAGCUGAUAUCCUCCCCCCUUUGUCCCAGCUACGUCGGGGACUACACGUUCAGAGUAGGUCAUACUGGGCACCAGCGAACAUAGGUCCAUAUUCGCAGUCCAUUACUUCUUCCGGGGGGUGGACAUCGCUGGCGGGAAUGAUCCCGCUGGUGCCGGCUAGUAUGGAGCUGCUUAAUAAUGCAGAGACGAGAGAGGAGGUAGUGGGUCAAGCGGUACUAGGAUUGCAGCAUAUGUGGAGAGUAGCGAGAGCGGCGGAGGUAGCGGGGUUUUUAGGCUGUGUCGUGUUUGCCACUAGGUGUGAGGUGGUAGGUCCUGCGGUUGAGGCCUGGAAAGAGGUUUGGAAAGGGUGGAGGGGAGAGGUUGGAUGGAAGAGGCUUUGGUCGCCUUCCACUCAACCAUCUCCUAGGAUGGAGCAGGAUGACGAGGCAGAAGAAGAGGAGGAAGAGGCAGGCUUCGCACCCCCCCUAAUAAUAAUCCAAGCCUCCUCCCUGCCCCGCUCUUCAACUUCCGAAUGGGCGGGCACAGCAAUCGACGGGCCCUGGCUACACAAGUUACAAACCGCUUACAAUUCCACCCUCUCCCCACCCUCAUCCUCCCUUCCACGUCUACAUGUAACCCCCCAAAGCACAACAUACGGCCCCAACGCCCCGCACUCCCCCACCGGCGGAUUACAGAUGUUCUGUCUACCCCCCUCACCACCCGGCGCUCUGGCUCUCGAAAUCAAAAGAGGGAUUAGCGUAGAGCAGGUGGAAGUGGGAAGUGUUACCGUGUAUGUGUCAACUGGGGUAGCGUCUGUGGGAGAAUUUUAUGCGGCGUGGGUGGGGUGCGUGGGAGAUACGGUUGGCAUGCAGGUUGUUCCUGUAGAGCGGGUGUGGGAUGGGGAAGGGAGAGAGAUGGGGGUUGGGGUUGCGGUGAGGUUGGGGGGGAAGGAAGGUUUUUGA
Molecule: messenger RNA, 2264 nt
Organism: Tuber aestivum (summer truffle)
Lineage: Eukaryota; Fungi; Ascomycota; Pezizomycetes; Pezizales; Tuberaceae
Source: the annotation of a GenBank genome assembly